Molecule: messenger RNA, 1563 nt
Organism: Capronia coronata CBS 617.96
Lineage: Eukaryota; Fungi; Ascomycota; Eurotiomycetes; Chaetothyriales; Herpotrichiellaceae
Exons: 3
Coding region: 1-1563 (520 amino acids)
Biological process (GO): zinc ion transmembrane transport
Cellular component (GO): membrane
Molecular function (GO): zinc ion transmembrane transporter activity
Source: RefSeq, a predicted model, not a curated record
AUGGCCAUUGACAAUGAUACUCGGGGAUGGAUCAUGACAUGCAUCAGUGGGAUCGCCUGCGUGCUUGGUGCUACGAUCAUCUGCGUCGACAUAGUGGUCCGCCUGUUUCCACGUUGGCAUGAUUUUUCGAUCGCGGAAAGUGAUGGCUUCCUUUCAGCAUCGCUAAGUCUGAGCUUUGGUGUAAUGUUGUUCUCCUCUUUGUUCUCGAUGCUGCCGCAGUCGAAGACCUACCUCGAGGACGCAGGAUACCCACCUCGGACUGCCUCGUUCCUUCUCAUCGGCCUGUUUUUAGCGGGAGUCGUGGGUAUCCAAUUUUUGUCGCGCGUCAUUCAUCGACUAUUACCGUCGCACGUUGUGGACUGUGACCAUAAUCACGAUGAUGAGGAGAACUUAAAGAAGCAACGUGAGGAGAUGGCAGAGCAGUUACACGAUGAAGAACACACCAAUGGACUUCCCAUUCCAAGAUCAGGCGCCGCACCAGCUACGGAGGAAGAUGAAGAUACACCGCUGCUUACACGCACGGCCAGUCUCAGCCAUCUGAAGCAUAAUCAUGGAGGCAACGGGGAUAAUGAAGCCGGUCGCAAACAGUCAUUCCACACCGCGCCCAGUAGUCGAAAACCCUCCAUGAUACCUAACACAUUAACGAGGACGUUCUCCAAAUAUGUUGUUGGACAAAAGGAAAACUGUGACGAAGAAGGCCCUUGCAUGGGCUUCACAGAUCCUUGUGGGCAGGAUUGCUUCAAGGUGGUCCAUCGACGAGUUUCAGUGCUGCCAGGCCACGGCGCUUUGGCCAGACAUCAGACGUGGCAAAGUUUUAGCAAUGAUGGGCGCCCUGCGGCGCCUUCUUUAGAAGGCGUUGAAGAGAUGCCUACCGAAGAUGAAUCCGGACUGAUUCAUUCCCAUACUCACAGCGGCUCGAAAAGUGUCAGGCCGCCUGCGGGGCGCCCGCGAUCUGCCAUUCACCAUACACAUCACAUUCACCAUCAAGACCACGAACAUUCGGAACUAAGCAGCGACAGCUUGCGUCAGGUGUCGGGAGUUUCCCACUCAAUCGGACGGGAACAUCAUCAUCAUGUUCCCACCAACGCGUUCAUGUCGAUAGGGCUUCAGACGUCCUUGGCUAUUGCGCUGCACAAGGCUCCUGAGGGCUUCAUCACAUAUGCGACCAACCAUGCCAAUCCGCAGCUUGGAUUCUCCGUGUUCAUGGCGCUCUUCAUCCACAACAUCACGGAAGGCUUUGCAAUGUCUUUACCACUCUACCUGGCGUUGGACUCUCGCUUUAAAGCGAUCGCGUGGUCGGCCUUCUUUGGAGGAAUAUCGCAGCCUUUAGGAGCCGGAGUUGCAGCCUUGUGGUUCAAGCUAGCCAAGAAGAGCAGUUUUGGCGCACCUACCGAAGGCAUAUACGGUGGAAUGUUUGCAGUGACUUCGGGAGUCAUGGCUAGUGUGGCACUAUCAUUGUUCUCGGAGAGUCUACAAUUGACUCAUAACAAGGGGACUUGUAUUGCGUUCGCUUUCUUGGGCAUGGCGAUUCUGGGAUUUAGUUUUGCAUUGACAGCGAGUUGA